GGAGGAGGAUUUUAGAGGCCGGUUUAACAGUUGCGUUGGUCGCUCGCUUCAGAUGGGACCGCGCGACAGGACAGAUGAGAAACUGCUUCCAUCUGGAAACGCAGGGAGAGAAGGAGGGUUGACUCGACACAGUCACCGGCGGUAGACACACACACAUCCUGCUUGCGUUACAUCGCACCGGUCAUCAUCAUCAUUCCGACUGCUGGAGCAGCAGAGCGAACGCGCGCGCAGAGCAGCUGCACCUGACUGAUCGUGGACAUAGCUCCGUUUUACUUCACCAGUCUCCAUUUAACAGUUGCCCUCGGUACUUACUUGAAGAAGGAAGAAGAAGAAAAAAAGUAAAUCGAGCGGGUCUUUAUGUUUUGCUUCAAUCCAGGGAGAGGACUUUGGCACGGAGGACACUGCGUCUGGAGUGCUAACACACAGACUGCUCUUGUUGGAUGUUGAUUGUUGAUCAAAGAGAAGAAGUGGCAGCGUUUAGCCGCUGCUGGGACCAUCACUGGACAACUGGUGUCGUCUUUGAAAGUGUUCGAAGAAUCGGAGCAGAAGAACGAGUGGAAAAGCAUGACUUUGUGAUGGAUCUCAGAAGUCAAGUCCAGUGAGGUCUCCUUCUGUCCCCCUCGACCCCUUUAGAGACCACACCUUCCAGUGGACCCCAUUUCAAGGAUUCUCUCUGGAUUUUGAUACGCACAGGAGGAAGGCCCAGAGGAAGUGGACAGUGUGGGCAGGAUGUGGGAGGGACUGAGACAGCAGGUGUUCUUCUUGUGUUUGGGGGCCGCACUAUGGAGCGCUGUAGCAGCAGCGACAUACAGGGUCUCAGGGCCACGGGAGCGUGGCCACCGCCGCCAUCUCUCUUUACACAGACACAGGGAGAGAGGCAAAGAAGGCCAGGUGCUUCACCGCUCCAAACGGGGCUGGGUCUGGAACCAGUUCUUUGUAAUUGAGGAGUACACAGGCCCCGAUCCCGUCUUAGUAGGUCGGCUUCAUUCGGAUGUAGAUUCAGGAGAUGGGAACAUUAAAUACAUCCUUUCAGGGGAGGGAGCAGGCACUAUUUUUGUCAUUGAUGACAAAACGGGCAACAUUCAUGCCACAAAGACACUGGACAGAGAAGAGCAGGCCCAGUACACCCUGACCGCCCAGGCAGUGGCUCGAGACACCAACAAACCCCUCGAACCUCCCUCAGAAUUCAUUGUCAAGGUGCAGGACAUCAACGACAAUCCGCCGGAGUUCCUUCACGCCCCUUACUAUGCACGAGUGGCUGAGAUGUCCAAUGUUGGUACUUCAGUGAUAAAGGUCACAGCUACAGACGCAGAUGAUCCUACAUACGGCAACAGCGCCAGGCUGGUCUACAGCAUCCUGCAGGGCCAGCCUUAUUUUUCUGUGGAGCCACAAACAGGAAUCAUUCGAACUGCUCUCCCCAACAUGGACAGGGAGGCCAGGCAAGAAUACGAUGUUGUAAUCCAGGCCAAGGACAUGGGUGGACACAUGGGUGGUCUGUCAGGAACCACUCAGGUUAAAAUCACCCUGACUGAUGUCAAUGACAAUCCUCCAAAGUUCGCUCAGGGUGUUUACGCCAUGGCGGUUUCAGAGGACAAGGUUCCUGGCGAGGAGGUGGGUCGACUGAAGGCCAAAGACCCCGAUCUGGCAGAGAACGGACUGGUGGAUUAUCGAAUCUUAGAGGGAGACGGCAUGAACCUUUUCGAGAUCACCAAGGACUCGGAGACCCAGGAGGCAGUCAUCAAACUAAAGAAGACUGUGGACUUUGAGACCAAGCGAUCAUACACACUGAAGGUAGAAGCCUCCAACCCACACGUGGACUCCCGUUUCAUUGCCUGGGGUCCAUACAGAGAUACUACCAUUGUGAAAAUUUCAGUAGAAGAUGCAGACGAGCCCCCGACAUUCAUGGCUCCCGGCUAUAACUUUGAGGUGGAGGAAAACGCCCCAGCAGGCACUCUGGUCGGCCGCGUGCAUGCCAAAGACACCGACAUCAUGAACAACCCAAUCAGAUAUAUGAUCCCACGCUACACGGACUUGGAAGAGUUUUUCAUCAUUAAUCCUGAAGACGGCAUUAUUAAGACCACAAGGCCUUUAGAUCGGGAAACACAAGCUUGGCACAACAUCUCCGUCAGCGCUACAGAGAUUGGUGGCCAUCACCAAGAUGCAAAAGUACGAGUCAAUAUCAAAGUCAAAGAUGUGAAUGACAAUGCUCCAGAAUUCGCAGCUCAAAAUGAAGUGCUUGUCUGUGAGAAUGCCAGCCCUGGAAAGCUCAUUGAGACAGUUAGUGCUACGGAUAAGGAUGAAAUGGCCCACCGCCAGCACUUCCACUUCAGACUGGCCCCUGAGGUCGCUAACAACCACAGUUUCUCCGUCAAGGACAACAGAGAUAGCACCGCUAGCAUCAUUGUGAUCCGGAAGGGCUUCAGCAGAAUGACCCAGGAUGUGUAUCACCUUCCCAUUGAGAUCAAUGACAAUGGUGUACCCCCGAUGAGCAGCACCAAUACUCUUAUAAUCCGUGUGUGCAGCUGCGACAGCAAAGACACCAUCCUCUCCUGCAAUGUCGAACCUUUCAUCCUCUCUGCAGGGCUCAGCACCGGAGCUCUGAUUGCCAUCUUGGCCUGUAUUGUUAUUCUACUAGCGAUCGUGGUGCUGUUUGUGGCCCUGCGACGCCAGAAAAAGGAGCCUUUGAUCGUAUUUGAGGAGGAAGACAUUCGGGAGAACAUCAUCACCUAUGAUGACGAGGGAGGUGGCGAGGAGGACACAGAGGCAUUUGACAUCGCCACCUUACAGAAUCCAGACGGUGCCAACGGCUUCCUGCCCCGUAAGGACAUCAAGCCCGAGCUUCAAUAUCCGAUGUGCACUAGGCCCAUUGGCAACAGUGUAGACGUGGAUGAUUUCAUCAAAACGCGGAUUUCUGACGCGGAUAAUGACCCCACAGCACCCCCGUAUGACUCCAUUCAGAUCUACGGUUAUGAAGGUAGAGGCUCUGUCGCCGGCUCUCUGAGUUCCUUGGAGUCGGUGACCACAGAUUCAGACCUGGACUACGACUACCUUCAAAGCUGGGGGCCGCGCUUCAAGAAACUUGCCGAUCUUUACGGCACCAAAGACUCGGCUGAUGACAACUCUUAACAUUUGCUCAAAUAAGUCCUUUUUCAUCUCCUUCCACCCAGCCCUCAUCCACUAACUGUGUGUUUUGUGAAGUUUACUAUAAGUAUUCCAUGAGUUUUUAACUUUAUAGUAAACUUUAGUUUUUUUGUAAGUAUACGCGCAGUAUACUAUAUGCUGGGAGUGUCAUUGGUAUAUUCACAAUGUGCUGUGGGGGAGUCAGAAGUUUAGAUAUUAUUAUUAUUAUUAUUAUUAUUAUUAUUAUUAUUAUUAUUAUUAUUAUUAUUAUUAUUAUUAUAUUUUUUUUCCAAAAACAACAACAAAAAAGAUUAAAGACACAUCUGUGGUGGACGUGUCACUGUAGUGUGUAUGAAAUAAGGAAACGUGGCAAAGUUGUUUAAGAACUGAAGAACAUUACGUUUCACUUUUGAUGUUUGUAGGUUCUUACAGGUUUGAGGUUAUGGAUGUGGAUCACAGAGAGUCAUGGAUUUGCUGAUACUGUGAACGAGCUCACGAAGAAAUAAAAACAAAAACAGUUGCCUUAUUAAUAAUCUGGAGUGAACGUCAGCAAAUUAAGUCUUCUGUAACUUCUGUAGCGCCUCCAUAUUGUCUUUGGAGAUAUUGUCCAAACAGGUCCUUUUAUUUAUUUUAUUUUGUUUUGUUUAUAUAUAUAUAUAUAUAUAUAUAUAUAUAUAUAUAUAUAUAUAUAUAUAUACACACACACAUUUGGAAGCAGAUGGAUCCCGCAAAAAAAUGGUGUUUCUGUCAUCUAGAAUAAAAGGAAAAGAAAAAAAGCCCAGUUCCAUCUACGAACAAACACAAAGAAAGACCUGUGAUCUCAAAAAUCGCCUUAAAUAAUGGACACUCUUGCAACGCAGUGCUUUUUUUCUUUUUUUUUUUUUGUAACUUGAAAGCUAUAUCCUAAAGCAAGCUAAAGUCCUUAUAACGUAUGUACAGUACAAUGUGCAAAAUAUGUCUCUUGAGGAUCAAUCUUACA
Carassius auratus (goldfish) is the source of this 4099-nucleotide messenger RNA. Its product is annotated as cadherin-11-like. Gene Ontology annotation, cellular component: adherens junction; catenin complex; plasma membrane. The transcript has 12 exons. Lineage: Eukaryota; Metazoa; Chordata; Actinopteri; Cypriniformes; Cyprinidae. Bases 730 to 3126 code for a protein of 798 amino acids. Gene Ontology annotation, molecular function: cadherin binding; calcium ion binding; beta-catenin binding. The record is from RefSeq and is a predicted model, not a curated record. Gene Ontology annotation, biological process: cell migration; cell-cell junction assembly; homophilic cell-cell adhesion.